AUGCCUCCCCUCAACAUCGCCAUAAUUGGCAGCGGCAUCGCCGGCCUCCUGGCGGCCCGCAUCCUCCGCGAACAACACCAGGUAACCAUCUACGAGCGCACCCCGUCGGCCAACGAAACGGGCGCGGCCAUCAACAUCGGGCCCAACGGGAUCGCGAUCCUGGAGAGUGUGGGCCUGGACCGGGCGCGGGCGCGGGCCAUCCCCGUGGCGCGCACCAUCGCCUACAACAAAGCCGGGGCGGUGACGGCCGACACGACGGUGGACUACCGCCGGGAGUUCGGGGCGGAUUGGCUGUUCUUCCACCGGGCGGAUCUGCGGGACGAGCUGUUGCGGUUGGCGACGGCGCCGUCGGAGGAGGUGGGGGUGAUGGGGUGUCCGGCGAGGGUGAGGUGGGGGGUCGGGGUUGUUGGCUGUGGUAGUGGAGGUGGACAAGGAGAUAUCGAAAAUGGGGAGGUGGUGCUGAGUACGGGGGAGGUGGUGAGCGCGGAUUUGGUUGUGGCAGCCGACGGCAUCAAAUCCACCCUCCGCCCACUCGUCCUCCCCGCCGUCCCCAACAUCCACCCGAUCCCCGCCGGCUCCUGCAUCUUCCGGUUCACCCUCACGCGCGCCCAGGCCCACGACGCCCUGGGCUAUCUACCGGCAGCCCUCGACCGCACGCAGCCGGGCUGCAUCACCACCGUCUUCGCCUUCGACGCCACCGAGCGCCGCGUCGUGAUCUACCCGUGCCGCGACUUCGAGGUCCUGAACUUCGCCGUCAUCGUGCCGGACGCGAUGCUGUGGCGGUCCACGGCCGCGAAGCUCGCUACGAGUAACUGGUCGGCGGAGGCCGACAAGGAGGAGCUGGUCGAGCAUUUCCGCGAUUUUCCCGACUGGGUGGGGGAUUAUCUACGCGCAGCUCCCACCCCGGGCCUCCGCGUUUGGCGCCUCCACCACACCCCGCCGCUCCCCAGCUAUAUCGCCGGCCGCACGGUGCUGAUCGGCGACGCCGCCCACGCGAUGACCCCGCACCAGGGCCAGGGCGGCACCCAGGCGAUCGAGGACGCGGAGGCGUUCCGUCUGUUCCUGGGCGAGCAUGUCACGGCCGAGGCUGUGCCGGCGCUGCUGCGGGAUCUGGAUCGGGUGCGGCGGCCGCGGGCGUCGCGCAUCCAGGUGAAUAAUGUGCAGGCGCGCGGGCGCAAGUCCGCGCAGGAGGUGCAUCGCUUUCGGAGGUUCAAUUGGACGUAUCCGGGGGUUUUGGCGGAGGUGCGGCGGUUGAAUGCGGGGGAGGGGGUGGGAGAGGAGGGGGGUGCAGUGGGUUGUGGGUAUGGUUCUGGUGGUGAUGCUGCUGAAGGCCAAAUGGAUCAUGAAGAGGAGCGGGAGUGGAAGUUGUGA
Aspergillus aculeatus ATCC 16872 is the source of this 1371-nucleotide messenger RNA. RefSeq lists its product as uncharacterized. NCBI's taxonomy places the organism in Eukaryota, Fungi, Ascomycota, Eurotiomycetes, Eurotiales, Aspergillaceae. The transcript has 3 exons. Gene Ontology annotation, molecular function: FAD binding; monooxygenase activity. Bases 1 to 1371 code for a protein of 456 amino acids. The record is from RefSeq and is a predicted model, not a curated record.